This is a messenger RNA of Zingiber officinale, 1068 nucleotides long. Its product is annotated as dolichol-phosphate mannose synthase subunit 3-like. Gene Ontology annotation, biological process: GPI anchor biosynthetic process. Bases 624 to 893 code for a protein of 89 amino acids. The record is from RefSeq and is a predicted model, not a curated record. Gene Ontology annotation, cellular component: endoplasmic reticulum membrane; dolichol-phosphate-mannose synthase complex. The transcript has 5 exons. NCBI's taxonomy places the organism in Eukaryota, Viridiplantae, Streptophyta, Magnoliopsida, Zingiberales, Zingiberaceae.
CUUCAUCUUCCCCUAAUACCGAUCCCCACUCACGCCGACGCGUCUCUGCCCCGACGCAACCCCGACGCCAUAGUCUCCGAUCGAGCCGGUGCUGUUCCGCUGACCGAGCCCCUCCUCCACCGAUCGCUGGAGUUCAGCCGGUGGUUCUUCUUCUUGAACCGUUGUUCCUGCACGGGUAAAUCGUUCGUUAAGAGGGGUUCGAGCCCUAGAUUUGAUCUAUCGCCGCCGCACCUCUGCACAUCGCAGUUCCGACCACCGGACCGUGCUACUCUAGCCAAUCUGUGCCCUAGUUGCGGUGUCACCCUAUCAUCUGCCUCGGCUUACCAUCACAGCGGUAUUCCGACUCUCCGUGAGAGAUCUCGGAUCUGAUAAGGGCUCCAACGAGGAGAUUGGCCGCGGGUGGCUAGCCGCUGCCACCAGAUCCUUUGCUCCGGCUAGUUCUCUAGCUCUAGCGUCAGUGUUGGACCUUUAUCUUGGGUUCGACGUGAGGUUUCUGGCCUGGAUCUCCUAAAGAGCGCAGUUCCAGCCAAACAACUCUGUUCCGGUCAAUUUCUCUUUUGAUUUCCUGACAUGGGAAAGUUGAACUGCUGAUCAGAAUUCCAAGUAAUUGUUUUGAGCUGAAUAUGAAGCACAUUCUAAAGAUCUUGGCUUUACUGGUUGUUGUUGCUGCUACUUGGAUCACCUUACUUGAAACAUCAGUAGUUCCUCAUCACUACACUUGGCUGCUUCCAGUUUAUUUAGUCGUCUCAUUAGGCUGUUAUGGCCUUCUUAUGGUAGGAGUUGGUUUGAUGCUGUUUCCAACAUGUCCCCAGGAAGCUGUACUUUUGCAGAAGGAUAUUGUAGAAGCCAAGGAGUUCUUGGGACGAAGAGGGGUGGAUGUGCGUUCUGAUUAAAGUGACUUUCAUCAUUCAUCACUCAUCAGUUCAUGUUGCUUCUUCAUUCAUCUCGGUACGGUCUCCAGCUCCAUAGAUUUGCCCUUUCUCUGUCAUUCUAUGUAUUCAUGCAGGAUGAAAUUUACACAUUUCAAGAUAAUGUUAACUCAUUUUGUGUCCAUUCUUGUUUUCUCUA